Chenopodium quinoa (quinoa) is the source of this 1884-nucleotide messenger RNA. RefSeq names its product protein trichome birefringence-like 42. The record is from RefSeq and is a predicted model, not a curated record. Gene Ontology annotation, cellular component: Golgi apparatus. Lineage: Eukaryota; Viridiplantae; Streptophyta; Magnoliopsida; Caryophyllales; Amaranthaceae. Bases 52 to 1308 code for a protein of 418 amino acids. The transcript is spliced from 4 exons. Gene Ontology annotation, molecular function: O-acetyltransferase activity.
UGCUAACACAUUUAGCCUAACCAAAAACGUAACAUUUUAAUGUUCUAAGUAAUGGAAUCCAAACCCUACAUUUUGUAUACAUGGAAACUCUAUUUACUUGUAAUCUUAAUAGGGUUCCUAGUCUUUUUUCUAUAUGUUGACAAUGCUCAACAAAUUAUGAGUUAUUAUUCAUCAGCUACAAAUGAUAUGGUAACUCGUUUCAAAUCAAUUCCUUCAAUUAUUUCGAUUAACCCUUCGAACUUCACCCUUAAUGAUAUGGAAAAGAUGAAAACCGAAAGCCGAAAGAAGUGCAAUAUGUUUGAGGGGAGAUGGGUUUAUAACCCUGAAGAAAUUCCUAGCUAUGAAUCAGUAAGGUGUCCAUUCGUCGAGGAGAAGAUGAGCUGCAAAAAUAACGGGAGGCCGGAUUUGGAGUACCAAAAAUGGAGAUGGCAAGCUCGUGAUUGUGAUAUACCAUUGUUUAAUGGAACAUAUAUGCUUGAAAGACUAAGGAACAAGAGGAUGAUCUUAGUAGGCGAUUCGCUAAAUCGAAACAUGUGGCAAUCUCUUGCUUGCCUUCUCUACUUCUCCGUUCCUUCCACGGCAGCCAAGGUGCAGGAAAAAAGGAAUUACAAGACAAUAUGGAAGGCAAAGGAAUAUAACUUCACUCUAGAGUUUUAUUGGAGUCCAUUUCUCGUUGAACUCAAAGAUAACCAUGAAAGUGGGAAAAAGGUUCUUGUGCUUGAUAAUAUUUCGACUAAUUCAAAGAAGUGGAUCGGAGCAGAUAUUAUGGUAUUCAACUCAGGGCAUUGGUGGGACCAACGCGGAAGAUUUAAAGCAUGGGAGUUAUUCGAAUACAAGGGAAAGUUAAUGAAGGGUAUGCCGAUAGAGCUAGCUUAUGCACAUGGCCUAAAAACAUGGGCAAGAUGGAUUGAGAAAAAUGUUGAUUCAAAGAAAACAACAGUGUUGUUUAGGAGCAUUUCGGCACCACACAAAUUUCCACAAUAUGAUCAAUGGUGCUAUAACAAGACCCAACUCAUAAUGGAUGAAUCAUACGUACCGGUUUUCCCAAAGUCUAUGGUUAAUGUAGUCGAGAACGUGUUAAGCCUGAUAAGUAAAAUACAGGUGAAGUACUUGAACAUAACUAAGUUGACCGAGUACAGAAUUGAUGCACAUCCAUCCUUGUACAGGUUCAAAGACCUAAAUACCCUUACUGAAAAGUAUGAUAAUAAUCUCAAGAAUUAUGCAGAUUGUACACAUUGGUGCCUUCCUGGAGUUCCGGAUACUUGGAAUAGGUUAUUGUAUGCAUUGAUAUUUUUUGAUACUCUAUGAGAUACGACUGAUUAAUAGGAGUCCUGGACUCCUGUUGAUUUAUGAGAUCUAGAUGUGAUGGGGAUACUGAUUAAUUCGGAGGCAAUGUUUUUUUUUUUUUUUUUUUUUUUUUUUAUUUUUUUUUUUUUUUUGACGUGAGGUUAUUAAUACGCCAACAAACUAAACAAUAAAAUUAAAUGACGAUAAGCUAUGAUUUUCCGUGUUAGCGAGAAGAUGAUCCCUUUCAACUCAGUCCCUCGGAAAUUGUGUAUAAUACACCAAUCAAAAGUCGUACCUAGUUGUCGAAUUUUAUCCACUGUUCACCUGAGGCUGACAUCUUCGCCACCGUUUCCCCUAAGAAUCCAAACCACAGAUGCCGAGUCUGCGUAUAUGAUGAUGAUGCUGAGGAAAUGUUAUAUUGGGGACUUAAUUUUUUAAGUUUGAUAGUUGGUACAAGCUAAAGGUAACAUAAUACUCCGUACUAGGUAGAAUUAUUCUGAUGUUUGUAUUUAAUACUAAAGUUCAUGAUUCUAAACAAUGAAUUCAAAGGUUCGAUUAACAAUGUCAUACACUAAUAUAAUAUUCAGACAUUUUAAA